CGUGCAGUUUAUCACCAUGAGGAUGAGACAGCUCUUCCCUCCUGUUCUGCUCCUCGCACUUGUGCUGCUGGGGCAUGGCGGUCAGUGCUCGGCUGUCCCUGCUUGGGCCCAGAGAGAUGGAGUCAUUGUGCUCUCUGUCCCUGAAGUGGUUUUGUUAGAAAAUGGAAGUUCAACAAAUGUCACAAUAUCUCUGAGGGCUCCAUUAAAUGAGACGUUGGUGAUAACUCUUAAUAUUACACAUUCAUCAAAACACAGCACCAUUGUUGAGCUACCAGAUGAAAUUCAGCUGCCUGCAGGUCACACUAAGGCAGGCUUUCAAGUGAAAGCAGAUGAUGUUGGACAAGUAACAGUUUAUCUUUAUACCAGUAAUUCCAACUUAACUGGACCUAGGAUUCAAUUUCAAGUGAUUCAUAGCAUCAUAGUGAAAUAUGCUGAUGAGGUGAUUGGAUGGAUCUAUUUCCUUGCUUGGUCUAUCUCCUUCUAUCCUCAACUGUUUGAGAACUGGCGACGAAAAAGUGUUGUUGGAUUAAGCUUCGACUAUAUAGCACUAAACCUUACUGGCUUCAUAGCGUACAGUGUGUUUAAUGUUGGACUCUUCUGGAUUCCCUUAAUUAAGGAAGAAUUCUUACUCAGUUACCCCAGUGGAGUGAACCCUGUGGCUAUUAAUGAUGUUUUCUUCAGUCUCCAUGCAGUAGCUCUAACACUCCUCACCAUUAUUCAGUGCUGUAUUUAUGAGCGAGCAGGUCAGAAAGUAUCCAAAACUGUUGUUGGACUGCUGGCACUUGCAUGGAUUUUUACGUUUACAACGUUGUUUCUUGCUGCAGCUGAGGAGAUGACAUGGCUACAGUUCUUAUUCUGCUUCUCUUACAUUAAGUUAGCAGUCACGCUGAUAAAAUAUUUUCCACAGGCAUACAUGAAUUUCCGUCGGAAGAGUACAGAGGGAUGGAGCAUUGGAAAUGUAUUAUUAGAUUUCAUCGGUGGAAGCUUCAGCCUUCUGCAGAUGUUUUUGCAGUCAUACAACAAUGAUGAAUGGAAAUUAAUCUUUGGAGAUCCAACCAAGUUUGGCCUGGGUGUCUUCUCCAUCAUCUUCGAUAUUGUUUUUAUGGUUCAGCACUACUGCCUUUAUAGGAGAUGGGGGUAUGAACCUUGUGAAUAACAUCUCUGAACAUUAAAAACUUUCAACUGAACUUGCCCCUUCCUGGCCAAGGGAUUUGAAGAUGCCUACUACCAGUUAUCAGAAAUACUGAUUAUUGAUUCUGAUCUGCUUAUACUUUAAUCUGUCCUGGUAUGGAAUACAAGCUGCCUUGCCAAAUACCUUAAAGGAUGUCAGGCUAUCUAGCCUCCACUUACAGAUGGAAGACUCAUGCCUGUCAAAGCUGUAAAGUCAGCUUUAGCUUGAGCUGGCCAAGCAGCAUGUGGAUCUUCUCAACUACCAACAGGAAAGAAACCAAAACUGCAUUUUUUUAAUUGUGUACCACUCCCAAAGUUCUGGCUUCCAAAAAUCUGAGAUCAUAUUAAACCACUUUAGUUAUUAAUAUCUUAAGGUGGUCUGUGGAUUUAAAUUCUGCUGCUGAUGACUCUUUGCAGACCAAACCACAGUAGAACACCACUCAGGGUGGCUGGUAACAGCAGUAGUGGUAACUGAAGGAGUAAUAAAGUUGCUAGGGAAAAAAAAAACAAACAAACACAACUACAGAUGUUAGAACUUUUUCUCUAGGGAAGGGGGGAAAAAAAAAAAAAGAAAAGCACUGAGAAUAAUAAGAAACUGUAUUCUCAGCUCACUUAAGCCCCUUUCAGAGGUGCUAAGACAAAGGCACUAACUUAACUUUGCUUGGUUCCACUGACAUGCCUUGACUUCUAAACUGGAUGGUAACGAUUAGACUGUCAGAGGUGUUGUUUUGAAGUGGAUCAUGUUAAUUAACAGCCCACUAAUUAAAGGUCUUAAACACA
Meleagris gallopavo (turkey) is the source of this 1950-nucleotide messenger RNA. The record is from RefSeq and is a predicted model, not a curated record. NCBI's taxonomy places the organism in Eukaryota, Metazoa, Chordata, Aves, Galliformes, Phasianidae.